AAAUACAAACAUUAGCCGGGUGUGGUGGUGGCGGGCGCCUGUAAUCCCAGCUACUCAGGAGGCUGAGGCAGGAGAAUCGCUUGAACCUGGGAGGCUGAGAUUGCAGUGAGCCGAGAUUGCACCACUGUACUCCAGCCUGGUCACAGAGUGAGAUUCCGUCUCAAAAGAAAAGAAAACAACAACACUUGUUCUACAAAGCAAGGUGGUGGUUUUACAGUGAAAAUUGAAAAGUAGCUGAACUGCUGGAAUUGACCAUACACUUUCUUAAAUAUUCUUUUCCGAGCAGGUAAAUGGAUUAGACUGGAAUCUUGCAACUACACAAUAAGGGACUUCCUGAAAUCUUAUUUUCUGAGGAACUAAACAAUUUCAGUGGUUCUUGAAUUUUUGGUGGUUUUAAAAUGAUACUCUUCUUUGAUCAGCUCAUAGAAGCACACUGUUUAUUCUUGGCACUAGAUAUGUGUCAGAUACGGUUCCAUGUGCUGGGAAUCCAGCCAUGAACAAACCAGACAGAAAAUUCCUGACUCUUGGAAUUUACUUCCUAGAGAAGGGGAACAGACAGUAAAAACAAGUAAUAUAGGAUUGUGCGUAGAAAUAAAGUUGGGGAUAGGUAGAUUGUUACUUCAAAGUAGGAUAGCCGGGAGCUAAGGAGACAUUUCAGCAGAGACUGGAAGAAGGUGAAGGUGCAAGCCAUUCAGGUAUCUGAGAAAGAGCAUUCCGGGUCGAGGGAGCAGCAAAUACAAACCCUAAGAGGGAGACCCGCCUGGUGUGUUCCUGGAAAGCAAGGGGACCAGUGUGGUUAGAAUGUAGUAAAUGAGGAAGAGACCAGAGGAGAGAAAGUCAGAAGGAUGGGGGUGAAGGACAAAUUUUAAAUGACUUGUAAGGCUAGGCUUUUUUUUAAUGGACUUUUGCUGUGUGCCACUGGAGGAUUUCAGCCAUUUGAAAUUGGAUAGAAUUAAAAUUUAAUUUUAUUAGAUAAAUUUUAAAAGAAUCAUUCUGGUUGCCAAGUCAUGAAUAGACUUGGGUCUCCAGGUAAGGAUGGAAGCAAGCCGAGUAAUUAGGAGGAUAUUAUCAUUUCAGUUUGGAUCAUGUUAGUAGUGGCAGAGAUAAUGAGAACUAGUCAGUUGUGAAGAUAGUGCCAAUGGGCUUUCCCAGUGGAUUGGAUGUGAAAUGUGAAAGAGAGGCAUCAAGGAAAACACCAGUUAUUUUUAGCCUGGUAUCUGGAAGGAUGGAUUAAUUCCAGGGAAUAUCAGCGGUUUUGUUGUUGUUGGUUGUUCUUUAGUUUUGUUUUGGUGGGAGGUAGUGAGGAUUUAUAGAGAUUAGGAGUUGGUUUUGGGUAGGCUAGGUUUGAGAUGCCUGUUAGACAUCCAAGUGGAGAUGUUGAUGAGUAACUGAAUAUAUAUCUUGAGUUUAUGGGAAAAGUCCAGGCUGAAGAUACACAUUUGGGAGCUAUCAAUGUAUAGAUGGUAUUUAAAGCGAGGAGAACCGAUUGCUAUCUCCCAGACAAUUUAGAUACAGGAGAGAAGAGGUCCCAGGGACCAUACCCUGGAUUCUCCAGUGUUAAUGGUUGAGGAGAGAAACAAGAGCCAGCAAAAGAGACUGAGAAGGAGCAGCCACAUAAAUAGAAGGAAGCCAGAUGUUUUAAGCAGAAGAGAAGCAGAAGAGGAUAAUCAGCUAAGUCAAAUGCUGCAAAUAUGUCAAGCUUUCAGACAAGCUGCAGGAAUUCCGGGGAUUACUCCAACUGAAGAAAAAGAUGGUAAUCUUCCAGAUAUUGUGAAUAGUGGAAGUUUGCACGAGUUCCUGGUUAAUUUGCAUGAGAGAUAUGGGCCUGUAGUCUCCUUCUGGUUUGGCAGGCGCCUCGUGGUUAGUUUGGGCACUGUUGAUGUACUGAAGCAGCAUAUCAAUCCCAAUAAGACAUCGGACCCUUUUGAAACCAUGCUGAAGUCAUUAUUAAGGUAUCAAUCUGGUGGUGGCAAUGUGAGUGAAAACCACAUGAGGAAAAAAUUGUGUGAAAAUGGUGUGACUAAUUCUCUGAAGAGUAAUUUUGCCCUCCUCCUAAAGUCAAGGUCUUGCACUGUUGCCUGGGCUCAAGUGCAGUGGCACAAUUAUAGCUUACUGGAGCAUCGAAUUCCUGAGCUGAAGGGAUCCUCCUGCCUCAGCCUCCUUUCAGAAGAAUUAUUAGAUAAAUGGCUCUCCUACCCAGAGACCCAGCAUGUGCCCCUCAGCCAGCAUAUGCUUGGUUUUGCUAUGAAGUCUGUUACACAGAUGGUAAUGGGUAGUACAUUUGAAAAUGAUCAGGAAGUCAUUCGCUUCCAGAAGAAUCAUGGCACAGUUUGGUCUGAGAUUGGAAAAGGCUUUCUAGAUGGGUCACUUGAUAAAAAUACAACUCGGAAAAAACAAUACGAAGAUGCCCUCGUGCAACUGGAGUCUGUUUUAAGGAACAUCAUAAAAGAACGAAAAGGAAGGAACUUCAGUCAACAUAUUUUCAUUGACUCCUUAGUACAAGGAAACCUUAAUGACCAACAGAUCCUAGAAGACAGUAUGAUAUUUUCUCUGGCCAGUUGCAUAAUAACUGCAAAAUUGUGUACCUGGGCAAUCUGUUUUUUAACCACCUCUGAAGAAGUUCAAAAAAAAUUAUAUGAAGAGAUAAACCAAGUUUUUGGAAAUGGUCCUAUUACUCCAGAGAAAAUUGAGCAGCUCAGAUAUUGUCAGCAUGUGCUUUGUGAAACUGUUCGAACUGCCAAACUGACUCCAGUUUCUGCCCAGCUUCAAGAUAUUGAAGGAAAAAUUGACCAAUUCAUUAUUCCUAGAGAGACCCUCGUCCUUUAUGCCCUUGGUGUGGUACUUCAGGAUCCUAAUACUUGGCCAUCUCCACACAAGUUUGAUCCAGAUCGGUUUGAUGAUGAAUUGGUAAUGAAAACUUUUUCCUCACUUGGAUUCUCAGGCACACGGGAGUGUCCAGAGUUGAGGUUUGCAUAUAUGGUGACCACAGUACUUCUUAGUGUAUUGGUGAAGAGACUGCACCUACUUUCUGUGGAGGGACAAGUUAUUGAAACAAAGUAUGAACUGGUAACAUCGUCAAGGGAAGAAGCUUGGAUCACUGUCUCAAAGAGAUAUUAAAAUUUUAUGCAUUUAAAAUCAUUGUUAAAUUGAUUGAGGAAAACAACCAUUUAAAAAAUCUGAGUUGAAUCCUUUUAUAAACCAGUAACACUUUGUAAUAUAAACACCUAUUUGUACUUAAUUUUG
Cercocebus atys (sooty mangabey) is the source of this 3243-nucleotide messenger RNA. RefSeq names its product cytochrome P450 20A1 (gene CYP20A1). The coding region runs from base 1561 to 3117 and encodes 518 amino acids. Lineage: Eukaryota; Metazoa; Chordata; Mammalia; Primates; Cercopithecidae. The record is from RefSeq and is a predicted model, not a curated record. The transcript is spliced from 14 exons. Gene Ontology annotation, molecular function: oxidoreductase activity, acting on paired donors, with incorporation or reduction of molecular oxygen; iron ion binding; heme binding. Gene Ontology annotation, cellular component: membrane.